Molecule: messenger RNA, 1648 nt
Organism: Dioscorea cayenensis subsp. rotundata (Guinea yam)
Lineage: Eukaryota; Viridiplantae; Streptophyta; Magnoliopsida; Dioscoreales; Dioscoreaceae
Product: probable disease resistance protein At1g61190
Exons: 2
Coding region: 68-1648 (526 amino acids)
Molecular function (GO): ADP binding; ATP hydrolysis activity
Source: RefSeq, a predicted model, not a curated record
UUAAGUUGUUGGCUAGUUUAGUAAAAGGCACACAGGUUUUCUCAAAUCCUGGAUUGAGGCCGGUGACAUGAUGCACGCCGAGGAGAGGCUGUUGGAUUUGGUUGGCGCCAUGGAAGAUCUCAAGGCCAUGAGAAAUCGCGUUCUGAGGGAGAUUGAAUUGCAGGAGGAGAAAGGCAAACAACGCACUCAAAAAGUGCAAGCAUGGCUUGACAAGGUCGUGGACAAGGAUCAAUGUACAAAUCAGUUGGUGAUUGAUUUUAGCAGAUGUUGUGUCACCGGAUGUUGCUCCAUAAAUAUUUAUUCAAGAUUAAAUGCCAGCAGAAAAGCAACAAAAUUAAAGAAAGAAAUAGAUGAAUUGAUGAAAGAAAAAAAUCAAGUAAGUGUUCUGGCAAAGAGGGGACCUUCUAAUCCGAUCAUAGAUAUGCCAACCUCAACCACAAAUGUUGGCAUAAUGAUUGGAUCCAAUUUGGGUAUUGUCCGUGAUUGCCUUGCAGAUAAAACAUUUGUGAUAAUUGGGAUUUAUGGUAUGGGAGGAGUUGGUAAAACCACUCUCUUGAAAGAAAUCAAAAGGUCCAUAGGUGAAUGGAAUAUGGGUUUCGAUUAUGUCAUUUAUGUUAGAGCUUCACAUGAACAUCAUGUUGAAGAUUUUCGUGACUGUAUAGCUGAACAGUUGUCGUUGUGCGAGCCAAGCAUAGAAACUAUUUUCAAGUUCUUAAAAUAUAAAAACUUGUUAUUGUUGCUAGAUGAUUUAUGGGAGGAAUUGGACAUCACAAUUCUUGGAAUUCCUGACCCACAUGAUAACAGUGUUAUAACAAAUUUAUACAAGCACAAAGUUGUUUUUACCACCCGAUCAAAACAAGUAUGUGAUUCCAUGAGAGCUGACAAAAAGAUCAAAUUGAAAUGCUUAGACCAAGAUGAAGGAUGGCAACUUUUCAAGGAAAAUAUAGUGAUGAAUUUGGAAGAUGCCCCUUCUAUAGAGGAAGUAGCAAGAGAAGUAGCCAAUCUAUGUGGUGGCUUGCCGCUAGCUCUUAUAAUGGUUGGGCGUGCUAUGUCAAAUCAGACAUGGUUAGCAAAGUGGAAUCUUAUGCUCGAUCAGUUGCAGGGUAGGCUUUUCUCAAGUUUAUGUGAAUCAAUGCUAUUAUAUUUGAGAAGCAGCUAUGAUAGUCUAGCCCAUGAAACCCUUCAACAAUGUUUCUUAUGCUUUUGCUUGUGGCCUAAAAGAAAACUCAUCUUAAUUGAAGAUCUAAUCAAAUGUUGGUUGGGAUUUGGACUAAUAUACUACUUUGAUUCCAUAUCAGAAGCUUACAUGCAUGGGUGUUAUAUCAUUAAAGUCCUGGAGGAAGCAAGUUUGGUAAUAACUCAUGAUAAUAGAACAGUAGUUGAGGUACAUGAAGUAAUACAUGACAUGGCUCAAUGGAUAGCCUCAAGAGCUGAGGGCGACCAUAAGGCAUGGUUUGUUAAACAAAACAUUAUCUUUGAACAGUUGUCAUCAGAGGAGAUGGAGACAUGGAUUCAGCUGGAACGAGUGUCAAUAAUCAAUUGUGAUAUGAAUUCUUUGCCUGAGUUACAGUGUCAGUGCCCGAGCCUCUUAAGUUUAAGCAUUCAACAUAAUCAAAGGCUAGAAAAAUCUACCGAAGAUCUUUCUUAG